AAAAGGCUGGCUCAUCUCAUCUGACUUGUCAGUUGGUGCUCACAAAGAACAGAGCAGACAGCUCAGUUGAUUUGACUUCCGAUCUUGAUACUUUUUAGUUGUCUAGAUUGACUGGUUAUAGACAUAUAUUUUUGUACCGCCCAAGGGGACCAUGUCUGCCUUUGGAUACAGGAGAGAGAUCAGCAAGUAUGAAGAUAUUGAUGAAGAUGAGCUACUUGCUUCACUCUCACCAGAGGAGCUCCAAGAGCUAGAAAGAGAAUUGGAGGACAUUGAACCAGAUCACAAUCUUCCAGUUGGAAUGAGGCAAAAAAGUUUAACAGAGAAAUCUCCAACUGCUAACUUCAGCAGAGAAGCACUAAUGGCAUAUUGGGAGAAAGAAACCCAAAAGUUGAUGGAGAGAGAAACUGGCGCAAGUUCUGAGAAUUGCAAGGAGGAGGAAGAUGAGGGAAGUGAAGAAGAUGACUUUACAGGGAGCUACAGUGAGGUUUCUGAGGAGGUGUAUACAGAAGAAGAUGAAGAAGAAGUAGAGGAGGAAGAGAAAGAAGAAGAAGAAGAAGAAGCAGCAACUGAAGAAGAGGAGCAAGAAGUAGAAGAAAGUGAAAAGGAGGAUAGUGACAAGGAAGACACCAAAGAAGAGGUUGAGCAUAUAGAAAAAGAUCGCCAAGCUAUAAAAAUUCCUAUUCAGGUGCCAGAAAUAAAGUGCAAUGGAGUUGCUGUUGAGAAAUCCACCUGCAAUGGCUUUGGUGCAAAUCAUGGCAAAUAUAACAGACAAGCUGAUGAAACAAUGAACAAGACCUCUACAAGUCUUGUGCUCUCAAACCCAACUGUUAUUGAGGAGGUCCUAGAAAGCAUUAGAAGCAACGAUCCUGAGACAUUCGAAAUCAACCUAAAUAACAUGGAGAAUGCAAAGGCCGACACAUUGGUGGCAUUUGCAGAAGCUCUGAAAAACAACACUAAUGUUAAAAUAUUCAGUUUAGCAAACACUCAUGCUGAUGACAAUGUUGCAAUAGCUAUAGCUAAUAUACUGAGGGUUAAUAAAAGUAUUACAUGCCUAAACAUUGAAUCUAAUUUUAUAACAGGGAAGGGAAUUAUAGCCAUCAUGAGAGCUCUUCAGUAUGCAAACAAUGUGUUGACAGAACUGCGGUUUCACAAUCAGAGACACAUCAUGGGAAGUCAAGUGGAAAUGGAAAUAGUAAAAUUGCUAAGAGACAAUACAAGUAUUGUCAAGCUGGGUUAUCAUUUUGAGCUCCCAGGGCCUCGCAUGUCUAUGACAGGCAUCCUUACUCGAAAUAUGGACAAGCAGAGACAGAAAAGAAUGCAAGAACAAAAGGAAUCUGGUUAUGAUCCUGCUUCUAACCUAAAGACCAAGACUUUGCAGAAAGGAACUCCAGGGUCUUCUCCAUACCCUUCACCUAAAAGCUCACCAUGGUCAUCACCAAAAGUCACUAGAAAAGUUCAGUCUUCUGUCACUAUACCUCCACCACCACCUCCACCACCUCCUCCACCACCCCCUGCUCCUCCACUACUUCCAAUGGUUCAAGAAAAAAAGAUCCCAACUAGAAAUAUAGCUGAAGUUAUAAAGCAACAUGAAAGAUCAGCCAAGAAAAUUCAAAAUGGACAGAGUAAAACAAAGGGGAAAAAAAGCAGAAAAGAACAAAAUAAUAUUUUUAAAGAAAUAAAAAAUUCAUUAAGAUCAAUUUCAGAGAAGAAAGCUGAAGAAAGUUCAAGACCAUCAACACCACAAAGAUCUGCACAUGAUGAUCUUAUGGAAGCUAUAAGAGGCAGCAGUAUAAAACAGCUUAGAAAGGUGGACGUCCUGAAUUCAAUCCGAUAACAUCCACUAUAGAAAAGUUGAAAAAGAGGACAAAAAUGCUGUGCUAAGUUAUCUGCAGUAUAUGAAAUAUAUCCCUGAGCUAGCAAAGUGCACUCUUACAGCUGAAACAUACUGUACAUCUCUAGCAUUUUAACCGGCUGAAAUUUUAUGUAAAUAACUUUUUUUAAAUAUAUUUCCUUUUUGUUUCAUGUAGAAUACUCAAUUCAUGUUGGAAAUGGUCACAAGCCUUGUGUUUUGCACUAAAAUGGUUUCUUUCUUUGGCUUGUCUUUUUUUAUGACUAUACAAUAAAAAUUAUAAUGUUU
This is a messenger RNA of Bufo gargarizans (Asiatic toad), 2137 nucleotides long. It is a transcript of the gene LMOD2, whose product is annotated as leiomodin 2. Gene Ontology annotation, biological process: myofibril assembly; pointed-end actin filament capping; muscle contraction. Gene Ontology annotation, molecular function: tropomyosin binding; actin binding. The transcript is spliced from 3 exons. NCBI's taxonomy places the organism in Eukaryota, Metazoa, Chordata, Amphibia, Anura, Bufonidae. The record is from RefSeq and is a predicted model, not a curated record. Bases 152 to 1834 code for a protein of 560 amino acids. Gene Ontology annotation, cellular component: myofibril; striated muscle thin filament.